CGGUCUUUUUCCGGUUCCGCCCGCCGCGGCGUCACUGGCAUCCCGAGUCUGGGCCGUCUCGGAAGGAGAGGGUGGAGGCCGCGGCCAGCUGGAGGCGCAGUCAUGCCCCGGUAUUACGAGGACAAACCGGAGGGCGGCGCGUGCGCGGGCGUGAAGGAGGAUCUGGGCGUGUGUCUGCUGCAGUCUGAUUGCGUGCUCAAGGAAGGAAAAUCCCCCCGGCAGUGUCUGAAGGAAGGAAACUGCAAGGCUUUGAAAUACUCAUUUUUUGAGUGUAAGAGAUCAAUGUUGGAUGCCAGAUCAAGAUUCAGGGGAAGAAAAGGAUAUUGAUACUACUAUGUUGAAACCAAGAUGAAAACAACAAAGGACUCUGGUCAUUAAACCAGAGAAGCCAAAAUAAGAAACAUACUUUUUGUUACAUCUGUUCAGGUGGACCAGUUUUUUCCUCCAUGAAACAAGAAAAUGGAUGAGUUCUGGUUUCCAGUAGGUAUAAAUGAUUCUCUUGCUCUAAGUUAUUCUUAGAAUAAAAAUUUAAUUGAAUAGUUGUGAGCUGAGAACAUAAUAGAUGUGUUUUAAGAACUGUUCUGAAGCACAGGGAACGGAAAGAUUGUUAGUUUCCACUGACUUCUCAACCAGAUGACACAACUCUUGCAUCCUUUGUCAGUACUGUGGAAGCCAGGGGUGGGACCGUGAGAAUCAGCAUGCAGCCUGAUGAGAAAAUAUCCGUCUGGAAGGUGUAGGCUAAAACUUUCUUUUAUUCAGAUUGUACUAUUUAGUUCCAAAAUAAAUUGUGUUUGACUGCUUGGUGAAGAAA
Messenger RNA from Dama dama (fallow deer), 811 nucleotides. RefSeq names its product cytochrome c oxidase assembly factor 5. The coding region runs from base 103 to 327 and encodes 74 amino acids. Gene Ontology annotation, cellular component: mitochondrion. NCBI's taxonomy places the organism in Eukaryota, Metazoa, Chordata, Mammalia, Artiodactyla, Cervidae. Gene Ontology annotation, biological process: mitochondrial respiratory chain complex IV assembly. The transcript is spliced from 3 exons. The record is from RefSeq and is a predicted model, not a curated record.